This is a messenger RNA of Monomorium pharaonis (pharaoh ant), 4056 nucleotides long. RefSeq names its product lysophospholipid acyltransferase 5 (gene nes). Gene Ontology annotation, cellular component: membrane. Gene Ontology annotation, biological process: phosphatidylcholine biosynthetic process; lipid modification. Lineage: Eukaryota; Metazoa; Arthropoda; Insecta; Hymenoptera; Formicidae. The transcript has 8 exons. The record is from RefSeq and is a predicted model, not a curated record. Gene Ontology annotation, molecular function: lysophospholipid acyltransferase activity; 1-acylglycerophosphocholine O-acyltransferase activity. The coding region runs from base 322 to 1755 and encodes 477 amino acids.
GCGACGACAGGCGGUAGUGACGGUGGUGGUGAUGGUGGCGACGACGGUGGCGAAGGUUAAUCGCGGGCGUUCCGUGAAACGUGAGUCCACGCGAGAGUGCCGAGUAAACUCGACACAGUGACGGCUAGCAGCGCGUUGCUGACGGUUGCCAGUUUGGUGGCUCGCCGCUGCGCUGUGACAAAAGUUGCGGAGGCGAACACGUCGGAGGGACACGCGCGCGGAACGGCGACGUACGCGGCCAUGCUGUAGCGCGCGUUACGUACGCACGUAUACUUGACAGCACGCAUCGUCGUCGUCGUCGUCCUCGUCCUCGUCCUCGUCAUGGACAACGUGGCCGACCGCUCGGGCGGGCUGGCGAGGCUGUCGACGUUGCUGGGCGCCCCGGAGGCCGCGCUGCGCCUCCUCGUCUCCAUUCUACUUGGAUUUCCCGUUGCUCUUCUUCAUAGGUAUACGCUCUACGGCAAAGAUCCCGUUCGCCAGCAUUUAUUUUUUAUAGCAUGCGGUCUCUCAAUUGGUUACUGGAAUUACGAUUGUAACAUACUCCAUUCAACAACGGCGGUAUGCGCUACGUAUCUGAUCCUCACGGUUCUCGGCAGCACUGGCCUGUCUGUCAUAAUAACGUUCCUCUUCAACAUGAUGUACUUACUUUACGGCUAUUACACCACCAGUACCCAAGAUUACGAUAUAAAAUGGACAAUGCCGCAGUGCGUGCUGACCCUUAGGUUAAUAGGACUUGCAUUUAAUUUAUGGGACGGUCAAAAACGUGACGAUGAGCUCUCUGAUAGUCAAAAACGGGUGGCCUUGAAGGAGCGACCGUCGCUACUGGAAAUUGCGGCGUAUGCCUAUUUUCCAGGUGCCUUUCUAAUCGGGCCGCAGUUUAGUAUGCGACGGUACUUGGACUAUGUCAAUGGUCUGCUCACUGAUCGCGAUCCGCAAACUGGUGCCAUUGUGCUGCCGGAUUGCGUGUCAGCGGGAUUGUCCCGAGCAUUCAUCGGAUUCAUAUACGUAGCGAUAUUUCAAAUCGGCACACUUUACGUUUCCGACCAGUUCCUCUUUGAGCCGUCAUUCCAGAAGCUGAAUUUAAUAAAGAAGUGCUUGCUGAUCGGUCUGUGGGGUCGCAUCAAUCUCUACAAGUACGUCAGCGUCUGGCUAAUCACCGAAGGAGUGUGCAUUGUUUUUGGUCUUACACAUAACGGAAAAGACGCACAAGGUCGUAUUAAAUGGGACGGUUGCGCAAAUGUUAAACUACGAACAUUUGAAACUACAACGCUGUUCAAUCACUACAUUCUCUCGUUCAACACAAACACGAAUCACUGGUGUGCCGAAUACAUUUACAAGAGACUGAAGUUUCUCGGCUCAAAAAUGUACAGUCAAACAAUUACAUUGCUCUUCCUUGCUCUCUGGCACGGUUUCCACUCCGGAUACUAUCACUGUUUCUUUAUGGAGUUUAUCGUGUUGUACUUUGAGCGAGACAUCGGACCAGUAUUAAAAAACAGCGAGAAAGUGCAAACGCUGCUGAAAACGCGAUGGGAAGCACGCAUGCUCGCUUGGAUCUUUCUGAAGCUUUACACCUUUGUUUUCAUGGGCUACGCUCUCGUGUCGUUCAUACUUCUCUCGUUUCCACGAUAUAAUCAAGUUUAUGCUAGUUUGUAUUAUUGCGGACACGUGUUCUUCCUCUCUUAUCCGUUGCUCGCGUCACACAUUAAACGAUUGGUUGGUCAAAGACUCGAACGUCAGCGAUCGCACCAAGAAUAAGAUGACGCGAUCUCCCUUUACUUCUCGAUUAUUGUCGAGGUAUUGAUUAUCGCCCCUUGCACUUGUUUUUUUUUUCUUCGUCCCCUUGUUCGUUACGAAUCGAUAUUCGAGAAGACGUACAGCUGUGAUGUAAUGGACACUGGUAUACAGUUACACUUACUUACAGUCACUAGUCUUCGGAAGAAAUGUGAUAGCGCAUAUCCGUGGAAUAUAUGGGAAAUAAUACACCACAUUACCGUCACUAUCGCAUUUCGUACGGGUUUUUUAAAAUACAAUACUGAAUUUUGUCACUUAAUACACGCUCGAUGAUCGAGUUUUGCAAGUAAAAAAUAUUUUGAAGAAUUUGUCGAAACAAAAUGCUGGUAGUGAGGGAAUAUAUAUGUGUGUGUACGGAACUGUAAUAUCCAUUACUGCUGAGAACAUUUCAAUUUGUAAAUCGAUACACCGUUUUAAAGAAAAUUCCGCUGGUCGGGAAUUUUGUGCCUGUGUAAUUGAAAGUUUUUACGAUCAAACUUUACGACACGAAAAUUCCAGCAACAAUUCUAGACACUUCAGUAUUUUCCUAUAACAGUAUACGUUUUUGCGUCUUUAAUCGUAUUUUUGUACCUGUAGCGAGUUUGAUUAAUCAAAUUUUUAUUUAUAUGUAUUUCGUCGGUAAUAAAAUCUGUUAAAAUACGCCACACCCUUUUAGGAUCAAGCUGCAACAUGUCUAAUUAGCUUUAAACCGUAAUAAAUUAACCAAUCACAAUCGAAUAUAAGGAGAAUAAUCGAUUAUAUGAUUAGUCAAUUUUUUACGAAUUAAUUGUUACACCUGUUGUAGAUUGAUCUUUAGUGAUAAGAACUGUUAAGAAUAUAUAACGAUAGCGUAAACUAGUCACAAGUGUCACAAUAUUCUCUAAAGACUCGAGACAAAAAACAAUUGUGCUUUUUCUAGGUAUCGCAAUAAGAACGUCCAUUCGCAAAAAAUCGAUUCAGGAAAGUUGCAUUGCGGAGGAUACCUAGAGAAUGAUACUGUGAUUUUGUAAGUGCGAAAAUAUAGUGCUAAAAAAACGUAGUCAGAUACGCGAUAUAUCGUGCACGAUUGAAGUUGAAAAAAUAUACAUAUAUUUUAUCGUAGUACUACAUUUUACCGAUCUAAUGCGAUUAACCGCGUUUUACUAUACCUCUCUACAUAGAAAUACAACGAUAACAAAACCAUAAUACUCUGGUCGGAUGUGUAUACCAUCUGCCGUGUGUACGCACGCUGUAUUAGCAUCGAUAUACGGUAUAAAAUAAUGCGAGAAAGCGAUUUUCAAUCUUGUACGUUCGCAAUUAUUUUUGUAGGUAAAAAGUCUAACACAACGAUCUACCUAUCUAUUCGUAUUGCAAUAGGAACGCGGCUCUUAUUACGCACACAAUCCUUCGAACACACAGUUCAUUGAAAUUAAGAAAAAUUAGUAGAUAGCAGUUCGAUAUAUAAAUAUAAAUGAAAUGUCCAGAUACUGACGUACUUCGCGAUCGCUUGAUGCCCUAUCAUUUAUUCACAUUCUUGAGCGAUCAAGUAGAUCUUGGAUCGACAAGAAAUAAUUUCUAGUACCUUGCCUAAUGACCUUAAUUUAUCGAUCGCAAGUACGCCCAAUCUCUGGCAUCUUUAAUGUAGUCACGUAACAGAUUUACAAAGUUUUAGAAUACUGAAAGAAAUAGAAGUAUACAAGCGUAGCGCAGUCAGGAGUUCUAUUGCAUACAUUUGUCGAUAGAAUUUAUUAGGGUUGAAGUUAAUAGGACGAUUCAAUGUGACUCCUGACAUAAGAUCCUAAUAAGCCAUAAAUGUGUGAAUUUUUUAAUUGAAAAUUCACGCUGUUUGUUCUGUACUUAAUACCAAUGCGAGACACACUAAGCAAGUUUACUCUAUUGAAUACUCGCUAAUCUUGAAAUCUUACAUUUUAAGCGUCUUCGAGAGAAUCGUUAGCGUCACAGUAAUCGCAAAUCAUGGUCAAUAAAGUAACAUCCUUCAUAAUAAUGUAAUACUAAGCAGUAUUACAUUUAUUAAAUUGGCUAAUAAUUAUUAUUUAUUAAAAGUAUUAACAAGUAUGCUUUUAAUACUUAAAAUAAGUAUUUUUUGGUCAAUGUAAUAUGUAGUAUUACAUUUCUGUAAAGGAUGUGCGAUACAUUCUCAAGAAUUGUACUUGAGUAUAGAUUUUCGGAAUUCUCUAAAAUAUCUAAAAAAAUAAUGGUAGAGAUAGUUUGCAAGUGCGAUAUAAUUUUCAGCAAUUUUGAUUUCCUAUUACAUCACUGGUAAAAAAUGGAACUGGAAACUUAAGA